AUGAUCCAGAUCACUUCCCAUCUUAACCCAUUACUGAUCAGCAGGCUGGUGGAGGGUAUCCGGGAAGGAUGCUUUAGAUGGACAGUAGGCCACCCUGUAUUCAGAAACGAUGAAUUCGCAUUAUUACUGAUGACGAAACUGGCCAAUGACUUGCCUCAUAUAGUUCACCAAAACGACAGGACAUCUGGUGAAUGUUUUCUAUAUUGGGUUUCCCUGUCAAAUAAUGAUUUGUUGUUCAAAAGGUCACUCUUACUAAUAAGUAAGAAUGGAAAUCUUUCACCUGAAAGUGUGAUAGACCUGAAUGACAGUGCCAUAGGUUGCGUGAAGGCUGGCAUUGUGAGGAACCUGCAACACAUUGUUGUGGUGCUAAAGAAGCAUGGGGAAUUUGAUGUAGACAGAAAGAUUCAGACAAACAAAACACAGCUCAUCAUUGCUGCAGAGGCUGGACACUUGGAUGUGUUCAACUUUCUAUUGCAAGAAGGAGCAAAUGUUUCAAUGAGGGACAGGGAAGGAAACAACUGCCUUCAUCAUGCAUGUCAAUGUGGAAACAAAGAUAUUGUCGAAGUUGUUGUUGAGAAGUUUCCAGGUAUGACUGAUGAUCCUGAUAGACUGGGAAACACAUCUGCAAUGUUGUGUGUGAUGUCAGGACACAAAGAGAUCCUCAAGGUCCUGGUGUCACACGGUGCUGAUCUGAAAGGGCGAGGUUAUAGGUAUUUACAUAAGGCAUGUGCAAGAGGUCAUAUAUCAAUCGUCAGAUAUUUGUUGUCUUAUGAAGAUAUCAACAUUAAUGAAAGAACAAUAUAUGAAGAGACACCAGUCAUGAUGGCAGCUGAAGCCGGACACUCUGAUGUUUAUCACCUUCUUGUGUCAGAGGGAGCUGAUCUCUCACUUACUGAUUACAUGGACGGAGACUGUCUGAUGUUGGCAUGUGAGGGAGGUAACAUGUCUAUAGUUAAGCACCUCCUGUCCUUGAAAACAUUCAACAUCAACAGGAGAGAUAGUUCGGAGAGUACACCAGUCAUGAUGGCAGCUGAAGCCGGACAUUCUGAUGUUUAUCACCUUCUUGUGUCAGAGGGAGCCGAUCUGUCAUUUACUGAUUACAUGGACAGAGACUGUCUGAUGUUGGCAUGUGAGGGAGGUAACAUGUCUAUUGUUAAGCACCUCCUGUCCUUGAAAACAUUCAACAUCAACAGGAGAGAUAGCUUUGGGAGUACACCUCUCAUGAUUGCAGCUGAAGCCGAACACUCUGAUGUUUAUGACCUUCUUGUGUCAGAGGGAGCUGAUCUCUCACUUACUGAUGACAGGGACAGAGACUGUCUGAUGUUGGCAUGUGAGAGAGGUGACAUGUCUAUAGUUAAGCACCUCCUGUCCUUGAAAACAUUCAACAUCAACAGGAGAGAUAGCUUUGGGAGUACACCUCUCAUGAUUGCAGCUGAAGCCGGACACUCUGAUGUUUAUGACCUUCUUGUGUCAGAGGGAGCUGAUCUCUCACUUACUGAUGACAGGGACAGAGACUGUCUGAUGUUGGCAUGUGGGAGAGGUGACAUGUCUAUAGUUAAGCACCUCCUGUCCUUGAAAACAUUCAACAUCAACAGGAGAGAUAGCUUUGGGAGUACACCUCUCAUGAUGGCAGCUGAAGCCGAACACUCUGAUGUUUAUGACCUUCUUGUGUCAGAGGGAGCUGAUCUCUCACUUACUGAUGACUGAUGACAGGGACAGAGACUGUCUGAUGUUGGCAUGUGAGAGAGGUGACAUGUCUAUAGUUAAGCACCUCCUGUCCUUGAAAACAUUCAACAUCAACAGGAGAGAUAGCUUUGGGAAUACACCUCUCAUGAUUGCAGCUGAAGCCGAACACUCUGAUGUUUAUCACCUUCUUGUGUCAGAGGGAGCUGAUCUACCUGUAAUGGAGAUCACCUACGUGUAUAAAAGAACCUCUAAGCAUUGAAAAUGUUUGACAUAAAGAUGGGGAAUUGAGAAUGAAAUGUCAGGUAUGGUUGCAGAAAACCUACUGAUCUGUAUGUUCUCUAGACUUUAACCUUAUAUCUUUUAACUUAUCCUGCAUUACUACUUAAUGCAAUACCUGCUUACAUUUGACAGAAGUGAAGCUGUGUGUGUGGUCCAGCCAAAGAGAAAAAGUUGUUCCAACCAACCUGAUGCAGGACCAAAGCGCAGUACCCUGGUGGCCCCGGACGCGAUGAUGUCAAACAACUGCACAUUACUGCUUGUCACAGGACAGACAUGUUGCUUCAGUAAAUCGUCCAGUGUGAUCUUUUGUCUUUGGUGCCUUCUUGUUGUUCCAAUCCACCAUUUUGACUUUCUUUACGUGUUUUCGUGGCAUAUGUCUCUCAGUGUGGCUUGGUAUUGUUACAUGUUAAAUUCAUUUAGGCUCAAAUACCGUGUUUUACACUUUCUUAUUGUACUGUUUAAUCUAUAUUACACUUUGUGUUUAUUCCAUUAACUUGGAUAAUCUCGGAUCAUUCUGUCUUCAGGUUCAAUUUAUGAUUGCUCAUGGUAUCAGUUGCCUUGGUAAAGAAUCUUUAACACAUCCUCACCCACAUUGCCUUAAGUAUGCGCAUAUUUGUACUAUUGAUUUGAUGUGUGAUUUCGGUACGCCCUUUCAAGCUUUCACAGGUAUCAGGAGGUCUCAUGUCUUGCUCAGCAGGCCCAGUGGCAUUCCAGGAGAUUGUCAGAAGGUGAUCUGUUCUCAAUAUCUUGUAUGGCCACCAUUAGAGUCUAGAACUGACUGGUAUCAUCUUCCCAUGGAAACAAUCAGAUCCCGAAUUGUGGCCUGGGGAAUGUUCACAUGCAAAU
Haliotis rufescens (red abalone) is the source of this 2811-nucleotide messenger RNA. RefSeq names its product ankyrin repeat domain-containing protein 17-like. The coding region runs from base 1 to 1707 and encodes 568 amino acids. NCBI's taxonomy places the organism in Eukaryota, Metazoa, Mollusca, Gastropoda, Lepetellida, Haliotidae. The record is from RefSeq and is a predicted model, not a curated record. The transcript is spliced from 2 exons. Gene Ontology annotation, molecular function: protein binding.